CUUAAUCCUUUGAAAAGCGUGCGCCAACGAAUGCCACGUGAACUCAAUCUACUUUUCUGGUGGCUGACAAGCAACCGAGCAAACCACACUUUGUCGUCGUCUCGCCGUCACACCAUCCGAGAUUCGCAGAAAACAGAGGCGCUCCAAAACGGGGAAGUUUCUACCGUUGCGGUUGUUUUGCCUCCACGUACUUCGAUCAACGUUCAUGAUUUGAGCGAGUUCAUCUCAGGGGAGCGAGCGAUGGCUGGAGCAAUGCGAACCUGCGCGACGACGGCAUCACUAACAUCGCUUGCUCCGCCGCGAAUUGCUUCGGCCGCCAAUCGGCGCGCUCUUCCCUCGAUCCCGCUCCGACCCGCCAGCAGCAGGACUCCCAGAAGAGGCGUCUCGUGGUCGCCGCCGCCGCCGUCUUCGGUUUCGGACAUUGAGACGGCGGUCGUGGCUUCGCCGCCGGCACUGGAGCAGGAUUCUGCUGCGGAAGUGGUCAGGAGGUUCUACGGGGGGAUCAACAGUCGGGACCUCUCCGCCGUGGAGGGCCUCAUCGCCGACAAGUGCGUGUACGAGGACCUCGUCUUUCCCCGUCCCUUCGUCGGUCGCGAGGCAAUCCUAGAUUUCUUCGGGAAGUUUAGCGAUAUCAUAGGCACGGAUCUCCGCUUUGUAAUUGACGACAUAUCAGAGGAGGAUUCUUCCGGUGUAGGCGUCACAUGGCAUUUAGAGUGGAAGGGAAAGCCUUUUCCAUUUAGCAAAGGAUGCAGUUUUUAUCGGCUUGAAGUCAUCAAUGGAAAGAGACAGAUAAUCUAUGGAAGAGACAGUGUCGAACCUGCAUUAAAACCUGGGGAGACUGCCUUGGUAGCAAUCAGAGGUGUGGUAGGGCUACUUCAGAGAUUUCCGCAGCUGGCAGAUUGGUUAUAGGGAAAUUAGUGUGGCGAACUGCAAUAAGAUGAAUAGGCCCCCUCUAAGAAGUGAAGUUCUCUCGCUUGCUCAGUUCUCUCCUCAAAAGGGCGCUUUUUCGGCAGCGUCUACCUGGCAAAUCCCCUGUAAGCCGAGGGAGAAUUGAGCCGGGAAGCAUAUGUAGGUAUGUUUUCUGGGGAAGACCGUAAAAGAAAAACUUCUGGUGGCUUUUCUGGCCGAUUGUACCGUAAGUUGUUGCGACUCGAAAUAAUUCAGAUGAACACUCUCAUGAGAAUAUGCAGAACGAGCUAGAAAUGAGCAUGUACAGCCCUAAAUAGAUUCUCCAGAAGUGUUCAGCACUUUUCGUGUUUGUAAGCAAGCAUCGUGUGAUGGGUGUAUGUGCCCUUCUUCUGAGGGGACCAUGUUCUUUUAUCUAUGAGACCCCUUUGUCAUGUUC
Molecule: messenger RNA, 1345 nt
Organism: Syzygium oleosum
Lineage: Eukaryota; Viridiplantae; Streptophyta; Magnoliopsida; Myrtales; Myrtaceae
Exons: 5
Coding region: 31-909 (292 amino acids)
Source: RefSeq, a predicted model, not a curated record